GCUGUGACUCGUCGCUGAACCUGACAUCUCAGAAAGCCACAAAUGCAGUGGACUAUAUCUUUCAGUCCCUCAGGGAUAUUGCAAGAGCUCGAAUGCACAUGAAACAGUUUAAUUCCAUACAUAAUCCAGGCAGCAACACCCUCCAGGCUUCUUACAAACCGCUGCUGAAGCAGAUAGUGGAAGAGAUCUGUAAUCCUGAUCGACCUGAUCCUGUCGAUAUUGAGCAUAUGUCAUCAGGCCUCACUGAUCUCCUUAAAACUGGAUUCAGCAUGUUCAUGAAGGUGAAUCGCCUUCACCCUGGUGAUCAUCCUCUUCUGAUCAUCUUUAUGGUUGGUGGAGUGACAGUAUCCGAGGUCAAAAUGGUGAAGGAUCUGGUAGCAGCACGCAAACCUGGUGCCCAGGUAAUUGUGCUCUCCUCUGCACUGCUGACACCACACAGUGCUGUUGAGUUGUUGUUUGCCACAGACCAUCUCAAGCCUGACACCAGUAUUUGA
This is a messenger RNA of Mesitornis unicolor (brown roatelo), 494 nucleotides long. RefSeq names its product sec1 family domain containing 2 (gene SCFD2). The transcript has 4 exons. The annotation marks the transcript as partial. Gene Ontology annotation, biological process: intracellular protein transport; vesicle-mediated transport. The record is from RefSeq and is a predicted model, not a curated record. NCBI's taxonomy places the organism in Eukaryota, Metazoa, Chordata, Aves, Mesitornithiformes, Mesitornithidae.